Drosophila kikkawai is the source of this 6709-nucleotide messenger RNA. RefSeq names its product chromodomain-helicase-DNA-binding protein Mi-2 homolog (gene Mi-2). Gene Ontology annotation, cellular component: chromatin; nucleus. Gene Ontology annotation, biological process: chromatin remodeling; negative regulation of transcription by RNA polymerase II. The record is from RefSeq and is a predicted model, not a curated record. NCBI's taxonomy places the organism in Eukaryota, Metazoa, Arthropoda, Insecta, Diptera, Drosophilidae. Gene Ontology annotation, molecular function: histone binding; ATP-dependent chromatin remodeler activity; ATP binding.
AUUUUUUUUUGUGUCGCUCUCCGCUCCGCCAUAUUUGUUGAAGCCGCUUACAACUUGUCUAUUUUUUUCUCGUCGUGUCUGUGUGUGCUUAAUUAUUUGUUGUGGAAAUUAAGCGAUAUUCGUGUGCAUAAAUAGCGUAAAAGUUGCGUUCGACGGCAAGCAUGGCAUCGGAGGAAGACAAUGACGAUAACUUUCAGGAAGAAGAAGAGGCGCAGGAGGACAAUGCUCAGGUGGCUGAACUCUCCAACGAUUCGGAUGCGCCUUUAAAGCCUAAUAAUGACGAGGAUGACGAUUACGAUCCCGAGGAUAAUCGCAAGAAGAAGAAGGGCAAGAAGCGCAAGACCAGAAAGGGCGAGGAGAAGGGUCGCAAGAAGAAAAAGCGCAAGAAGAACGAGAGCGAGGAGGACAGUGACUUUGUCCAGCAGCAGCACGAUGAGGAGGUGGAGUAUCCCAGUACCUCAAAGCGUGGUCGUAAGCGCAAGGAGGAGAAGCAGGCGGCCAAGGAGAAGGAAUCAUCUGCUUCAUCUGGCAUGCCCUCCGUGGAGGACGUCUGCUCGGCCUUCAGCGUGUGCGACGUGGACAUCGAGUACAGCGAGGAGGAGCUGCAGAGUCUCACCACCUACAAGGCUUUCAUGCAGCAUGUGCGUCCCAUUUUGCAGAAGGAGAAUCCCAAAAUUGCUGCCCCCAAACUGAUGAUGCUGGUGGCCGCCAAGUGGCGUGAGUUCUGCGAGAGCAAUCCUCACAUCCAGCAGGAGGGCAGCAGUGGUGCUGGCGCGGGCUCCGGCAACUCAGGUGGACAGGCGCGCAGUGUGGCCGGUGAUGAGGCGGGAGAUGAGCCCCGAUCAUCGCGCUCCUCUCGCAACGAGAAGCCCGACGACAUUUACGAGGAGGCAGCCGAAGAGGAGGAAGAAGAGGAGGAGGAAGAGCUAAAGAAGCCACGUCGCAAGCGUAGCGGGCGAGGCAAAAAGGGUCGACGACCCUCUGGCAAGGUGCCCACUUUAAAAAUCAAGCUGGGCAAGCGCAAGCGCGACAGCUCCGACGACGAGCAAGAUGCCAGCGGUGGAUCUGAACGUGACUCGGAUUUGGAGUUUGAACGCAUGCUCCAAAAGUCCGACGAUAGUGCCGACGAAAAGGAAGCAGCGGCACCCUCAGGCUCCUCCUCCAAGGCAGACAAUUCGGCUACCCCAGCUGCUGCUCAGGAUGAUGGAGCUCCUGUGGUGCGCAAAAAGGCCAAGACAAAGAUUGGCAACAAGUUCAAGAAAAAGAACAAAUUGAAGAAGACCAAGAAUUUUCCCGAGGGCGAGGACGGCGAGCAUGAGCAUCAGGAUUACUGCGAGGUGUGCCAGCAAGGUGGCGAGAUUAUACUCUGCGACACUUGCCCUAGGGCUUACCAUUUGGUUUGCCUGGAACCAGAGCUGGAUGAGCCACCAGAGGGCAAGUGGUCUUGCCCGCACUGCGAGGCUGAUGGUGGUGCCGCUGAGGAGGAGGACGAUGAUGAGCACCAGGAGUUUUGCCGCGUGUGCAAGGAUGGCGGCGAACUGCUCUGCUGCGACUCAUGCCCCUCGGCUUAUCACACUUUCUGCUUGAAUCCCCCACUGGACACCAUACCCGAUGGCGACUGGCGUUGUCCGCGCUGCAGUUGCCCGCCUCUCACUGGCAAGGCAGAGAAGAUCAUCACCUGGCGCUGGGCAGUGCGUGCCGGUGACGAUGGUCCCUCCACUUCUAAAGGUUCCAAGAGCAGCGGCAACUCUCGGGUUCGCGAGUAUUUUAUCAAGUGGCACAACAUGUCUUAUUGGCACUGCGAAUGGGUGCCUGAGGUCCAAUUGGACGUACAUCAUCCUCUGAUGAUUCGCUCUUUCCAGCGCAAGUAUGAUAUGGAGGAGCCACCCAAGUUUGAGGAGUCUCUAGACGAGGCGGAUACUCGGUUUAAGCGUAUCCAACGACACAAGGACAAGGUGGGCAUGAAGGCCGAUGAGGAUGAUGUGGAGCAGCUGGAGGAACGCUUCUACAAGAAUGGCGUUAAGCCCGAGUGGCUUAUUGUCCAGAGGGUCAUUAACCAUAGGACGGCCAGGGAUGGCAGCACCAUGUAUCUGGUUAAAUGGCGUGAGUUGCCCUAUGACAAAUCCACUUGGGAAGAGGAGGGCGAUGAUAUACAAGGUCUCAGACAGGCCAUUGACUACUAUCAGGAUCUGCGAGCUGUCUGCACCUCGGAGAACACACGCUCCAGCAGCAAGAAGAGCAAAAAGGGACGCAAGUCUAAGCUCAAGGUGGAGGAUGAUGAUGAUCGGCCGGUGAAGCACUAUACCCCACCGCCGGAGAAACCCACCACGGAUUUGAAGAAGAAGUACGAGGGUCAGCCUGCUUUCCUGGAGGGCACAGGCAUGCAACUGCAUCCUUACCAGAUUGAGGGCAUCAACUGGUUGCGCUACAGCUGGGGCCAGAGCAUAGAUACGAUCCUGGCCGAUGAAAUGGGUCUGGGCAAGACUAUACAGACGGUGACUUUCCUGUAUUCCCUAUACAAAGAGGGCCACUGUAGGGGACCCUUCCUGGUGGCUGUGCCUCUGUCCACUUUGGUCAAUUGGGAGCGUGAAUUCGAACUCUGGGCUCCAGAUUUCUACUGCAUUACCUACAUAGGCGACAAGGACUCGCGAGCGGUUAUAAGGGAGAACGAGUUGAGCUUCGAGGAGGGCGCUAUACGGGGAAGCAAAGUCUCCCGUCUGCGUACGACGCAGUACAAAUUCAAUGUCCUGCUGACCAGCUACGAGCUAAUCUCCAUGGAUGCCGCCUGUCUGGGCAGCAUUGAUUGGGCUGUGCUAGUGGUGGAUGAGGCACAUCGCUUGAAGAGCAACCAAAGCAAGUUCUUCCGCAUCCUCAACAGCUACUCUAUAGCCUACAAGCUGCUGCUGACGGGAACACCUCUGCAAAACAACCUGGAGGAGUUGUUCCAUCUCCUCAACUUCCUGAGUCGGGAUAAGUUUAAUGACUUACAAGCCUUCCAAGGUGAGUUUGCGGAUGUGUCCAAGGAGGAGCAAGUAAAGCGUCUGCAUGAAAUGCUGGGACCUCACAUGCUGCGUCGUUUGAAAACAGAUGUCUUGAAGAACAUGCCCUCCAAGUCAGAGUUCAUAGUGCGUGUGGAGCUGUCAGCCAUGCAAAAAAAAUUCUACAAAUUUAUCCUCACCAAAAACUACGAGGCUUUGAACUCCAAGAGCGGCGGUGGAUCUUGUUCCCUCAUCAACAUCAUGAUGGAUCUGAAAAAGUGCUGCAAUCAUCCGUAUCUCUUCCCCUCCGCCGCCGAGGAGGCACCCACCUCUGCUGGCGGUCUGUACGAGGUCAACUCCCUGACCAAGGCUGCCGGCAAGCUGGUUUUACUCUCCAAGAUGCUGAAGCUACUCAAAUCGCAGAACCAUCGUGUGCUUAUUUUCUCGCAAAUGACAAAAAUGCUGGACAUUCUGGAGGACUUUCUCGAGGGCGAGCAGUACAAAUACGAGAGGAUUGAUGGUGGUAUCACGGGCACUGUGCGCCAGGAGGCCAUCGAUCGCUUCAAUGCACCCGGAGCCCAGCAGUUUGUCUUUUUGCUGAGUACCCGAGCUGGUGGUUUGGGCAUUAAUUUGGCCACAGCCGACACGGUCAUUAUUUACGACUCGGAUUGGAAUCCUCACAAUGACAUACAGGCCUUCUCCCGCGCCCAUCGUAUCGGUCAGGCCAACAAGGUGAUGAUCUAUCGGUUUGUCACCCGAAAUUCUGUGGAGGAGCGUGUGACGCAGGUGGCCAAGCGGAAGAUGAUGCUCACCCAUCUGGUGGUUAGGCCUGGCAUGGGCGGCAAGGGUGCCAACUUUACCAAGCAGGAACUAGAUGAUAUCCUGAGAUUCGGUACCGAGGAUCUGUUCAAGGAGGAUGACAAGGAGGAGGCCAUUCACUACGACGACAAGGCAGUGGCUGAACUCCUGGAUCGUACAAACCGCGGCAUUGAGGAGAAGGAGUCCUGGGCAAAUGAGUAUCUCUCAUCCUUCAAGGUGGCCUCUUAUGCCACCAAGGAGGAGGAAGAGGAGGAGGAGACCGAGAUUAUCAAGCAGGACGCAGAGAACUCUGAUCCCGCUUACUGGGUGAAACUGCUGCGCCACCACUACGAGCAGCACCAGGAGGAUGUGGGACGCAGCCUGGGAAAGGGCAAGCGUGUACGCAAGCAAGUCAACUACACAGAUGGCGGGGUUGUGGCUGCAGACACCACUCGGGAUGAUUCCAACUGGCAGGACAAUGGCAGCGAGUAUAAUUCAGAGUACUCCGCGGGAUCCGAUGAAGACGGCGGGGAUGAUGACUUUGAUGACCAGAACGGCGGCGGCGAUAGGAAGGCCAAGCGGCGUUUGGAGCGUCGCGAUGAUCGUCCCCUGCCCCCGCUUCUGGCUCGCGUUGGUGGCAACAUCGAGGUGUUGGGCUUCAAUGCCCGCCAGCGAAAGAGUUUCCUCAAUGCCAUCAUGCGCUAUGGCAUGCCUCCCCAGGAUGCCUUCAACUCGCAGUGGCUGGUUAGGGAUUUACGUGGCAAAUCAGAGAGGAAUUUCAAGGCCUAUGUCUCGCUGUUCAUGCGGCAUCUGUGCGAGCCGGGCGCAGACAAUGCGGAGACCUUUGCCGAUGGCGUGCCUCGUGAAGGACUCUCCCGCCAGCAUGUGCUCACUCGGAUUGGUGUGAUGUCCCUCAUACGCAAGAAGGUGCAGGAAUUCGAGCACAUCAAUGGUUACUACAGCAUGCCAGAGUUGAUCCUGAAGCCCUGCGAGCCGGUCAGAUCUGCUCUCAAGCAGCAGGAUGCUGGAACGGCUUUAGAAGCUCCACCAGCAGGCGUGGUCAAGGUUGAUGUGGACAAGAGCGCCACCACUAGCAACAGCGCCACUCCCGCCACCAGUGCGGCACCCAGUCCAGCGCCAGCUUCUGAAAAGGGCGACGAGAAGGAGAAGGAAAAGGACAAGGACUCUUCAGAGAAGGAGAAGGAAAAGGAGAAGGCUUCGCCAGAGAAGAGCAGCGAGGUAAAGCAAGAGCAAGAGGCUGAAGGCGGUGACAAGAAGCCCGCAGAUGUCAAGGUGGAGCCAACGGCGGAAGAAGGUGACACAAAGCCAGCCAGCGAGGCAGCCGAUGUCAAGGCCGAGCUGGCCAAGACAGAGCCCAAGGAAGAGGCCAAGGAACCUGAGCUCAAGGAAGAGCUCAAGACCGAAGAGGAGGAUAACAAGGAGAAGGAGAAAGAAAAGGAAAAUGAGAAGGAAAAGGAGAAAGAAAAGGAGAAAGAAAAGGAGAAGGAAAAGGAGAAGCUGGAGGACAAAAAGCCACUGGCAGCCACAACAACAGUGAUUGACGAUGACGAUGAUGAUGUAAUGAUCGUCAAAGAGGAUGGUGAGCUAGAGAAGCCCAGCGCCAGUUCACCCAAGGAUCAUAAAGCAGCCGCUGCCGCUGCAGCCGUAGCAACUGGCGCCGCCGCCGGCAAGGCUGGUGUAGAGGACAGCUUGGAGGUUCUUAAGCGCAAAUUCAUGUUCAACAUUGCCGAUGGCGGCUUCACCGAACUGCACACCCUGUGGCUCAACGAGGAGAAGGCGGCGGUUCCCGGCCGGGAGUAUGAGAUCUGGCAUCGUCGCCACGACUACUGGCUGCUGGCGGGGAUCGUUACCCAUGGCUAUGGUCGCUGGCAGGACAUCCAAAACGAUAUUCGCUUUGCGAUAAUCAAUGAACCCUUCAAGAUGGACGUGGGCAAGGGCAACUUUUUGGAGAUCAAGAACAAGUUCCUGGCCCGCCGCUUCAAGCUGCUGGAGCAGGCUCUGGUCAUUGAGGAGCAGUUGAGGCGUGCUGCCUACCUGAAUCUUGCCCAGGACCCUAGCCAUCCGGCAAUGUCGCUUAAUGCCCGCUUUGCCGAGGUCGAGUGCCUGGCCGAGAGUCAUCAGCAUCUUAGCAAGGAGUCGCUGGCGGGCAACAAGCCUGCGAAUGCAGUCCUGCACAAGGUGCUCAACCAGCUGGAGGAGCUGCUGUCCGACAUGAAGAGCGAUGUGUCCCGCCUGCCGGCCACAUUAGCACGUAUUCCGCCCGUGGCCCAGCGCCUGCAGAUGUCCGAGCGAUCGAUCCUCUCCCGUUUGGCAGCCACUGCCGGCAAUGCCUCCAAUGCAGCUCAAUUAAUGGCACAAUUCCCGGCUGGCUUCCAGGGCGCAACACUGCCAGCAUUCACUGGCGGACCGGCUGGCAAUUUUGCCAAUUUCCGGCCACAGUUCUCGGUGCCCGGUCAGCUAUCGAAUAAUUCCGGCGCCUAAGGCAGCAAAGCAAGGCAGGCAACACUCUCCUCAAUAAUAAUAUCUACGUUUAAGCGCAUUCGUAUUCGUAUUCCAUGCAAAUAUAUACUUUACUCUCGAGCUAAGAAUUUAAAUUUCAAAACACACACACACCCACGUACAUAUAUAUUUAUGAUAAUCAUUUGCAAUGAAAUCUCGAUAUCGCGUUCACACAAAUAUAUUAAAAUUCUACAUGUUCUGACACUUGACGGAAUGGCGGUAGGAUGUUGGAUGUUGGAUUUUGUCCUGGCUAUCAGCUACGACACCUGAAAUGCUCCCGGGGCGGAUCUCGCGGCCGAUUCACACAUACGACAAGUUUAAAUAAUUAUUCUUAUUUACCUACAUUACUUACUAUGUGAUUAAAACAUAAUCUAGAUACAAUAUAUAAAUGUAUUGAAUUCCAUUGCAAAGAA